Molecule: messenger RNA, 1495 nt
Organism: Momordica charantia (bitter melon)
Lineage: Eukaryota; Viridiplantae; Streptophyta; Magnoliopsida; Cucurbitales; Cucurbitaceae
Product: homeobox-leucine zipper protein HAT5
Biological process (GO): positive regulation of DNA-templated transcription
Cellular component (GO): nucleus
Molecular function (GO): sequence-specific DNA binding; DNA-binding transcription factor activity, RNA polymerase II-specific
Source: RefSeq, a predicted model, not a curated record
UUUACCCGCUGAUAACAGCCAGAGGUUGCACAGUGCGUCACUAAAUCGAUUCCGCCGGGGACUCUGAUUACCCGGUCGCCGGAGUUAUCGUUCCCGAUCAAACAUUCACGUCUUCGAGACUGACGAAGAGCUGGGUAAUAACAGCGCUGGUCGUGUGAUGGGGUUUUGUAUUUCUCCAUUGGGAACACCGGCUAGGUUACUGUGGAGCACCAGCUUCUUCCGCCACAAGCUCAUGAUUUUCUAAUUUUCAGCCUAAUCGCUGAAAUAAACCAAAUUUCAUAUAAAUCGUUUCGCGUUUUAAUAAAGAUCUCCCUCGAUUUCGUGUCCCUCUGGCCAAUCCUCCGCCGGCGUGAAUCGCUGGCGAUCUCUCCUGCUCACGAUUCCUGUUUCAGAUAGAAGAGAAUAAUUGAUGAUGUCGGACGGUUUGAUCUUCAAUCAGUCUCCAGUUCAGGGCAACCUGCUGUUUUUCGGGAGUGAAGAUUCCAUUCUUCGAGGACCAAGGUUCACGAUGGGGAUGGAUGAAACCUCAAAGAGGCGGUCCUUUUUCAGCUCUCCGGAUGAGCUGUUCGACGACGACUACUACGAUGACCAGCCGCCUGAGAAGAAGCGCCGUCUAACUCAAGAGCAGGUGAAUCUGCUAGAGAAUAGUUUCGAGGCAGAAAACAAACUGGAGCCAGAGCGCAAGACUGAGCUGGCCAAGAGGCUGGGUUUGCAGCCGAGGCAAGUGGCUGUGUGGUUUCAAAACCGCCGAGCCCGAUGGAAGACGAAGCAGCUUGAAAGGGACUAUGAUCUUCUUAAAUUAUCAUAUGGUUCCUUUCGUUCUAACUUCGACUUUAUUGUCAAGGAGAAUGAAAGGCUCAAGGCAGAGGUAGCUUCUUUAACUGAGAAACUUCAAGCUAAAGAAGUGGUUGAAUCCUCAUUUCAAGCUAAGAAACCUGAGCCAAUUCUGGAAGAUCAACUCCUUGUUCCUGUUGUGCAACAUAGCAUGAAGAUUGAGGACCACCAUAGUUGCAGGAGCAAUGGAAGUGCCGUGCUGGACGAGGACGGUCCUCAGCUCUUAGACAGUGGGGACUCGUACCUCCUGAGAAAUGACUAUGAUGGCUGUGUUUUGCCCGUUUUUGGAGCGAACUCAGAGGAGGAGGAUGGGAGCGACGAUGGUCAGGGUUACUUCUCGGAUGUUUAUACAGCAGCCGAUCUGCAAACUCACGAAGUAGAGCCUCUGACCUGGUGGGACUGGACGUCGUAACGGGUGUUUUCGAAUCAUCUCGAUAUUAAGCAGGGUGGAACUAUAAUAUAAGGUUUACUGUAUGAUAUUAUACAGAUGAAAUAAUCUAGUGUGAACAUUAUUUAGUUUGGAAUGAAUGCAUGUGUAUUAAUUAAAAUCUAGGUAUUGUGCCUUUACAUUGUUGUUCUUCUGUGCUUAACAAAGUUGGGAACCUCUAGGACUGGCCAAGUUGUGAGAAUAAUUUUAUUUUGAAAAGUAAAUUUUAGUAUA